AACUUCUGCAUCGUCGUCCGUCGUGGGGGGGACACCCGCCCUGAGGGACCCCCACGGGGGAGGCCCGCUGGGCGUGACCCCAACUAUGACGUCACGCCGUGUUUUUUCUCAAUGGGAAUCCUUCCGUGCACAUGAGCGCGCUUCCCCGCCGCUAUCGCCGCCGACGUCGCCUUUUCUCUACAAUUAACUCCUUACCCACGUUACCACCAAUGCGACUAUCGUCAUCAUCAUCGUCGUCGUCGUGAUCGUUAACACCGCCGUUUGCCUCUUAAGCGGACGCGCAACACACACACACACGAGCGUCAUCACCGCGUCCAUUUCCUCUGCACGGGCGAACAAGGCCAAGCCGAGUGGCGUUCAAAAUGAGCCUGCUCGUGAUGAUCAUAACAGGAGCCGCAAUAAUUAGCAAUGCGACGAAGAUGAUGGGGGCUUUGAUGAUGAUGAUGUGAUGUACCCUGGCCGUGGGUUGCUGUGUGUCAGCACUGCCCUUGCUCAACUCUUAGUGGGGCUGGUGGUUUUUUUGGUUGUUGUUCGUGAGUGUUUGGAUUGGGUUCGGGUCCACGUUAUUGCGCUGGGUAUUCUGAACAAAGGGAGACAAAGGCGAAUGCGGAGUUUUCGCUCCUGAAGGUGAUGAUGCCACGAUCAAAGCAAAGCAACCCGCAGCCUCUGAGCCAUAAAAGAGAGGAAGCCAAGAGGGAGCUCGUGGGCACUGCUCUGCUGAGGCCACCGUCAUCAGGAGCCAGCAGCACAGAAACAGGGGGCUGUCGACCCGACUUCAAAAAAGUCAAACUCAAACAGACAAACGAGGACUCUGCGGAUACGGAACCACUGAUCCCCGCUGACCAUAACGGCGGCCGGCCAUCGCUGACGACCACUUCGGCCCCAGCAGCUGAGCAAGUGGCAGCCGAGCGGGCGACCGACGGGAACGCGAGCGAGAGCGCAUCCACCGUCCCGGAGACGUUCGCCGGCGAGCCAGGCGAUGAUGAGGAGCCCGCCGGUGCUGGGCGGGCUGGCGUGAGAGCGUCACUAGCCGGCGGGGACCCCACGAGCGGCAACGUCGCGCUGGAAGCCCUGCUGCAGGCCGUGGGGCCCGAGCUCGGCGGCCCGCCGCAGCCCAGCGGCAUGUCGGCGCCGUUUGGCACUGGCGAGCGGGCCUACGUGACGCACGUGCCGUCCCCCGCCGCCCCGGCGGCACUGCAUCGCGGCCUCCCGGCUGUCGUGUGCCCUGCGCAGCGCCCGCACGUUGAGCACCUGGCCACCAGACAGCACCGGCAGUACCAGCGGCAGUACCAGCAGCAGCAGCAGCAGCAGCAGCAGGACGUUGGCCGGGCGGUGCUCUCACUAAGUCCGGGGAAGAUGGGUGAAUGCCUGACGGUGGCCUACGCCGCCAGCGCCCUGGUGUCCCGGCCGGCGUGCUUCCCCAACGGGCAAGGGGGCAGGGCGAACGUGGGCGGUCUGCGGGCGGGCGAGGAGGCGGCGUGCGAGGCACCGGGCGCCGCCAAGGAGCGGCCCAAGCGCCUGGGCCGCUACGUGUGCGGGACGUGCGGCAUGGGCUGCGCCAAGCCCAGCGUGCUGGAGAAGCACGUGCGCUCGCACACGGGCGAGCGGCCCUACCCGUGCAGCAUCUGCAACAGCGCAUUCAAGACCAAGAGCAACCUGUCCAAGCACAUGAAGUCGCAGGCGCACGUGCAGCGCGAGGGCGGCUCGUGCGGGGCGAGCGCCGAGCAGCAGCAGCAGCAGCAGCAGCAGGGGGAGGGCAGCGGCCGGGACGACGGGGACGACGCCGCCUCCGAUUGCGACGGCGACGACGACUCGGACACGGACGACAGCCCCGAGGCGGCCGUCGCCUGUGGCCGCGUCGUCUUGGGCUGGGUCCCGACGCAGUCCGCCGCCUCGGAACCAGGCGCCUUCGUGCACGGAGCCCACGCGGAGGCCGAGCCCGCUCGGGACGACCGGAGGUGCAACGGCGGCGACGGGCGGCAAGCGUGCGCGGACGAGCGAGCCGAAGCCGCCGUGCGCACCCGGGACCCCUCCGUGGAGCGCUCGCAGGAAGUUGAGCGGCACAAGUUUGAGAUGCGCCACCUGAAAAUCAGCUUCGAAUCCGAGUCCGGCAGCCCCAUGGGGAAGAACAGGAACGACUCCGGCUACCGGUCUUUUUCCGAAAGCCUGGAGCUGCCGUCCGUCACGCCAACUACAGCGCACCACUUCUCCUUCACCGAGGGCGGCGGCCGUAGCGGGGAGGCGGGGCCCGUGAACUCGCGGCCACCCGUGUUUGCCGUCGCGCCGGCUGCGGCGGCCACAAUGCGGAUGGUGCUGCCGAGCGCGGAGCGCGUGGCCAUCGACAAGCACAUCGGCGACCACAUCGACAAGCUCAUCUCGCAGAACGAGGCGCUGGUGGACAACCGCGAGCUGGACAGCGUGAAGCCGCGGCGAGCGUCGUGCGCGCGCCGAGCCAGCAUCGACUCCCCGCGGCCCUACACCUUCAAGGACUCGUUCCAGUUCGACCUGCGGCCCCAGGACCCGCACGGCCGUGCGGGCCCCGAGCUCAUGAGGAGUCCCCCGCCGUUUUCCCCCCAUGGCAAAAGCGGCGUCAGGCCCUGGAUGCCGCUCUUCCCCCCGCCAAAAGAACACGGCGCGCACAGGACCGACGGCAGGGCGUCCGCGCCGCGCCUCUCCAAGUUUGCGUCGUCCGGCUCGCUGGGGCACAGCUUGGAGUCGCAGUGCGACGACGUGUUCACGCCGGGGCCGGGCCAGAGCCCCCCGCCGCAGUCACCGCGCCUCACGCGCCAGGAAGCCGUGGACGAGGGCGCGGCGCGUCUCAAGACGCAGUCGGUGGACGAGGCGUCGCGAAAGCAGCCUGUCGCGGCCGAAGGCGACGGCGACCGUUUCCCCAAGAGCCGCUCGCUCGACGAGGUGGCCGGCGAGCGGAGGCCCGAGGGCGGCAGGAGGGGCCGACGCGCGGCACGCGGCCGCGGGCUCAUGUUCGAGUGCGACACGUGCGGCGUCAAGUACCGUAAGCCCGAGAACUACGAGGCGCACAAGAAGUACUACUGCUCGGAGCUGCACGCGCCGCGCACGCGAUCCCUGGGCCCGCAGCCCGCCGGCAACACCCACCCACAGCUGGGCCACUACAAGGUGUCGGUCGACAGCUUGGAGAAGGCGCCGCUCAUGAAGAAGCGCAAGAGGGCGCACGGCUCGGGGGACAGAGACGAGGAGGAAGCGGCAGUGCCCGGCGGCCGGCUCACGCCGCCUGCCGCGCUCGGCGCCCGCGUCCUGACCACGUUCGUCGGGCAGCCGGAGGCCGACCUGGGCAAGUCCGUGACGCUGCUGGACAAAUUGGGUGCAAAUGGCGGCAGUGCCUUCGUGUUCCCAUGCGUGCGCUUCGAGGGCUCUGAUGCCAAGGCAGGCGGGAGCGAGCAGGCGUUGUCUUCCGGCGCCUUUGCCAAGACGGUGCCACUGCUGUGCGUGCCGCCCCGAGUUGGAAACGGAGCGCUGUCUGAUCUGGGGAGGUUGGGCGACAGCCUCGCCACCUUUGGGCGGGCAAAGUCUUUCGAUGUACCGCCCAUGGCGAGAGCGAAUUCAUUCGAUGUGACGCGUGCUGACUCGGUCGGCCAAAGAAGGAUCGGAGGUCAAAUCUCCGUGAUCCAGCAUACCAAAUUCCUGAACAAGGCGAAGUCCGUUGACAGCUGCGAGCCCCCCGCAGAGUGCUCGGCCACACUGUUGAGAAGCGCUCCGUGGAAAGCGUGCGACGUCGCCAGUGGCCGGGCAUCGAGCGACGAAGUUUUACAGGAAGCAUCGCCCUGCGCCGUCCGCUUCCAGAACAGAGCGAUGGUUACACCGCAGCCUCCACCGACGCUUGCUGGUAUCGCCAUCAAGAUUCCGAAAAUAUUGAUCAGCACGGACUCGCAGAAGAAUGAGUUCGAGCAGCAGCAGCAGCAGCAGCAUGUGGACGCUCCAGUCAGCGAUUGCCUGCAAGUGUCCGUGGAGAAACUGCACCCGAAGAAGCAACAAAUGCGGCGUGUAAUAUUGGGCCUCAAUUUUGACGACGCCUCCAAUGGGGAACCGAGCAGCAGGAGAGGCCCCUGGGGUUCCAACCCGGCAGACGGGGUGCAUCCAAGCGUGGGUCUCGUGCAACCACUGGAGCAGCAGCGGAGGGGAUCCAUGCGGCGCACGUCGUCCGAGCAGGCGGCUGGCUCUCCACCGUUCGUCGAGGUGGCUGAAAUGCUCCGCAGCCGCUCGCUGGACUUGGGCGACGAAGAGCCAGGUGCCGCUCCAGCAUCGGCCAUGCGUCCGCCUCCACGCUCCACGAAGCUGCACUCAACGCUGCGGCCCUCGCCCUUGGUUACCGCUUCCACACCCACCUCAGCGGUAGAGCGUGGCGAGGAGCCAAAUCGAGACCAGCUCUUUAUCCCCCACUACCAGAUUCAGCCGGGCCGCAUCGCUGAACGUGCGUCAUCACCCCUGAUAAACAAGCCUCAACACCGCUCCGACGUUCUGGAAUCUGUACGAGAUUUUGGCAGCUGUGACGCCUCAGUGCGCGACAGGUGUUUAGCGAUAAAGGGUCGUGAACCGGAGGACUCAUGUGCCGUUCCUAAAUCGUACUUGCCGCCCCAAAGUGUUGCCAUACCUGUGUCAUGCUCGGAAGAGCUCCCAUGCGGCUCGACAUCUUCACCACCUCAAGGCACUCUCCAGCUUUCCCCUCAGGUGUCAAUAUUAUCUGCACCAGCGGCCUUACCUCAGGUUCACCCACCGCUGUCACCAUCAUCAUUCCACGGGGACCGAGAAACAUCAUCCCCAUCGUCCAAUCGCGAGAGCCAAAGUAAAACCCUCACGCCGCAUCCCACUCAAGCUCCCAUUGCUGCUGCGCCAUCCCCCGAGGGUCGGGCAUCAAGUGCAGCGGCGGAACAUUCGGCCAGAAAACCCUCCCCGGCUCCGGAGUCGGACGAGCUGAACGCUGUCACAGCUCCUGGAAAUCCCGCGGCGUCUCAGGUUCUCGUCGUUCUUCCUCGCGGCGCAGCCCCAGUCUGCUCGGCGCCUCUUCCAGGGGACGCUGGCCCGUCCUCGUCUCGGGCUCCCGCCCCGGCCGCACCGGUCGCUCACCCCGACCCUUGCCAGCCACGCGGCGCCGGCUUCGAUGCGUGCGCCUGCGCGGGCCCCCCAAACGCUGGCGUCCUCGUGGCUCCGCCGAGCGGCCGGCACAAGGCGGGCUCGCGCCCCGCUUCCCCGGCCGCCGCUCCGUCUACCGCUGCCGCUUCCCUCGCGGGAAAUCCGUCGGCGGAGGCGCCCUGCAGGAAACGACCGCUUGCCGCCGCGGACGAAGCGGGAGAGGAGCUCGCCGCCGAGCGGCAGCGCGGCAAGUGCGCGAAGCAGGCGGCGUUCGGAGUUGACGGCGCGCGGACGAACGCCGCUGCCGGCAAGCCGCGCAAGCCCUUCCUGCAGCGGCAGGAGAGGGUGGAGGAGCCGUCGGUCUCCGCUUCGAAGCCGGAGGGGUCGGCGGAACACGCCUCCGAGACGCCCGGGAGCAGCGGACGCGACUCCUCGGCGACGGUGGCGGCCGGCGAGGUCGACGCCGCCGACCCUCGGCCCUGCGCGGCUCCGAGCGGGGGAGGUGGCCCCCCUCCCCCGGGGACGUACGGCACAGCAGCGGACGUGUCGUGGUGCUACCUGCAGGCGCAGCCGAGCCACCACGCGCAGGGCGACGGCAGGGCGUCGGUGUAUUCUCGCUGGGACGUCGGCGACGGAGAGAAGGCGGCGGGCGGUGGCGCGGGUGGCGCCGGCGGUGUCGGUUGCAGGCCGCCGCCGCCGCCGGCGUCCAGUGGGCCCGGCUGCGGAGCGUACACGACGGCAGUGGCUGUGCCGCAGGAGUACGGGCGGGUGGUGCAGUCCUGCGAGUGGAAGAGCAGCCGGCAGAUUUGUCAGGUGAAGGACGAGGGGAAAGCUGCUGUGCCUCAGCAGGCGCCGGCCCACCAGGGGAAGGCGCCGAGCCUGGACGAAGCGACGGGGGAAGGGGCAGACGGCGCUGUCCCGGAAACGAGGCGCGUCAAAAUCUUCGAGGGAGGGUACAAGUCCAACGAGGAGUACGUGUACGUGCGGGGCCGUGGGCGGGGCAAGUACGUGUGCGAGGAGUGCGGCAUCCGCUGCCGGAAGCCCAGCAUGCUGCGCAAGCACAUCCGCUCGCACUCCGACUUGCGGCCCUACCGCUGCAACGUCUGUCGCUUCUCCUUCAAAACCAAAGGGAAUCUCACCAAACACGUGAAGUCCAAGACUCACAGCAAAAAGUGCGUGGACACAGGAGUGACACCAUGCACCUCCCUGGACGAGGCGGACGAUGACUGUGACGCCAGCGGGUACGCCGAGGGAGAGAAAGGCGGCGACGAUUCUGAGGAUGACAACGAUAGUGACGAUGAAGACGAGGAGGAGGAGGGCAGCAUCGACUCGACCGAGAUCCUUCCGGUAGCGUCCGCGUCCCAGGGCUCGGCAGCUGAGCGGCACCCGUCCGACAAGCCACCACGCUCGACAGGCUCCAGGUCCCCCAGUGAGUGCCCCGCGGCCAAGAGCCCGAACGGGACCGAAGACGCGCACCGCGAACGUGGCGCAGGAAGACCCGAAGCCAUGGCCACCGCCAGCUCCCCUCGCUCCCCAAGCCUCUUCAGUCACCUCCCCCUGCACUCGCAGCUUCAGGCAGAGAGGACCUUGCUGCCCAUGCUGCAGGUGGGCAGCGGCGGUGCCGGUUGCGGCGCAGGAAGCUUGCAGCUGCUCGCGCCGACCAGUGCCGCCCUGCUUCCCACUGUCCCAGAAUGCACCUUGGCCGGCGGAGGAGGUUUCGUCGGCUUCGUGAGUAGCAGUGGCAUCACGUCCCUGCGCUGCUUGCCUGUCAUGUCCCUCCCGCUCGCUACCAAGAUUUCCACGGUGAAGGCCCUGCCCCUAAUUCCUGGACAAAUCCCAGACCUGCUCGUGCCAGCAGAGGCCAGCGGUGCAAGCGGCCGUGCCGCAGUGGACAGCCAGGGGCAGGACGCGGCGCGGGAGUGCCGGAUCUCGCACAACGGACAUAGUGUGGCUGUCACUCUGACCAGAGCUAAUGAGCCCACGGGUGUUUAGGUCAUCGGGGUGAAGAUGAGAAAUCUAUUCGGUUCUCUGGCACCACUGAAUUAAGUUAAUUGUCAUUUUUUUUUUGGCGUGUGUACAUACUUUGUUUUUCCCUUGUUUUUUGGUAUUGCCCCCUUUAAUGCUUUUUUUUAUCUCCUUUUCAGCACCUUGUUUUUAAAUGCGAUUUUUUUACUGAAAAGUUAUAUGUACAUAUGACUUGUAUGGGUGUUUUUUUUUUUCUCCAAAAUGUUAUUUACUGUUAAAUUAUACAGAUUGCUAUACCCAGUAUGACAAUUGCGGCGAGGGUCGUUUUAAUUUUGGUUUGGCAGUUACCCAACAUCUCAUAAAGUUACCACGUUUUACGAGUUAAAAAUAAUAGUUCUGGCCCCAGGCACAAUGGAUGCACAAAAAAACAUCAGGAAAUUACGUUUAAUUGAACGAGUGUCAAAGUUGAAAAUAUACCAUGUGUUUUCUUUGGCAACCUGUCUUUUAACACGACAUGUGAUUGUGUUGAGAGGGGCUCUAUCCUGGAGACACCAAUUUGGAGUAAAUCUACUAUUUAAUUAUUUCUGGGUUUAUUCCCCAGCAUCCCAGCAUGAGGCUUUGCUGCCUGCUGGCUUUUCAAAUUAGGCAAUUUUCGUAAACCUCACUCCUCACCUGAAAUUGCACAAAUACGACGUUAAUUGGUGGUACAACAAUUUCUUCAAUGCGCAUCCUCAAAAUGUGAUUGCGAGAAAAAAACACAUUAAGUGCCUUAGAUCCGAAUAAUAUUUCUUUGUGGUCCCCUAGGUGAACUUGAGGGAACAAACCUCACACGUUCAGGGAAACAAUCAGCAAUAUUAACUUAAGUACUGUUUGCAACCAUUGUCGUGAUUACUGCUCUUAAAACAGCUCGAUCAAAUGUUUUAUAAUCAAAUACAUGACAACCUGUUUAAUAUUUACUACAAAUGUAACAUUAAACAUUGUACAUUUUGUUGCUCUUGUUUAUAUUCACAAUUUUAAUGUGACAUUUGACCUUCGGUUGUUAUUACGGUUAUUGUUUUGUGUACGAGGAUACAUUUUCGUCUAAAUGCAAUUACUUCAUGUUAAUUUUUACGAGAAAAGUGUCCGAGAAUUAUUUUCACGCGAGUGGAAGAGAGCUGCAACAAAUGAAGCCAAAUAUUCACUUUCAUUAUCCAGCGUUGAGCAAAGAGAUGUACGUCAACACAUUUUCGCCUUCAAAAGCGUAGCUUUGCUAAAACCCAGACCAAUUUUCACUCUGUCUCACUGGCGUUACUUCAACUUAAACAAUUUACAUCAAUUUAAAAGCAAUAAUCCAUGUUAUUACCUUUAUCUCUCUCUCUCUCUACUUUGAUACUGUCCUUAAUUGACACCCAACCAAACAGUGAUGCACUUACACACUUGGGUUGCCGCGAUAUAAUGUUUCAUGAUAUGAUAUUAAAUUUCACGAUGUGAAAAUUA
Messenger RNA from Petromyzon marinus (sea lamprey), 8547 nucleotides. RefSeq names its product zinc finger protein 40. The record is from RefSeq and is a predicted model, not a curated record. Gene Ontology annotation, biological process: regulation of transcription by RNA polymerase II. Lineage: Eukaryota; Metazoa; Chordata; Hyperoartia; Petromyzontiformes; Petromyzontidae. Gene Ontology annotation, molecular function: DNA-binding transcription factor activity, RNA polymerase II-specific; RNA polymerase II cis-regulatory region sequence-specific DNA binding. Gene Ontology annotation, cellular component: nucleus.